Molecule: messenger RNA, 1275 nt
Organism: Diplodia corticola
Lineage: Eukaryota; Fungi; Ascomycota; Dothideomycetes; Botryosphaeriales; Botryosphaeriaceae
Exons: 2
Coding region: 1-1275 (424 amino acids)
Source: RefSeq, a predicted model, not a curated record
AUGUCAGGCAGUCAAGUCAGCAUCCUCCCGACACACCAUCAACCAUCCACCGGACCUCGUUCAGCUCCGGCUGGUCCGUUUCGUCCGAGCCCACAUCCCACGACGCCUCCAAACAGUUCGUCAGCUGCUCCGUCAGCCGGUCCAUCCUCAUCAGGCAUCUUACCAGCUGCUUUGCCACUCCCCGAGUCUCGCACUUCCUCCCCAUCUUCCACGACGCGUGAAGGCGCCCACCCGACGACUACAGCAGCCGCAUCCUUCUCAACUGUGGGCUCAAACAGAGACUCACAGGUCACAGCCCGGGAGUCCUCGGACGUAUUUGCAGCCGAAGAUGAUCCCCCACUUCCACCGGGCUACCCCCAGCUCGCGCGGAAGAUGGGCGAAAUGCCCGAGGUGGCCAUCUUCCGGCGCUUCGGCGCCCUCAACGCACAAAUACUCCUCUACAUGCAAGCAGAGCUCGUGAGCCUCGAAAAGCAACUCCACAAACUCCAAGCUAGGGAUGCCGCAGCACCCUCGCCAAGGUCUUUGUACGCAGUGAACUGGUUCAGGCUGCGAAACUCGGAAGAUCUGGGCGAAGGCGACGACGACGAGCAGUGGGAGCUGGUCAAGGAGAUUCGCGUGAAGCUCAAAGAGUACAACAAGAUGCUCAUACACCAGAGGCAGAUCGUGUGCGUCGAUCCUCCCGGGUCCUGGGACCUGCGGCACAUGCAGCGCUACCUCGUCUCGGAGGAUAUGGAUCACGGCGUCCUCGUCGGUCAAGAUGCCAACGUCUGGGGGUCCGAGGGAGGGGAAUGCGACGACCCGAACACUAGCAACAACAGCAGCGACGGUAGCAAGGGUACUGACCGCUUCGACCUGCUUCCCCUCGCAGCGCGGCACAACGAAGACUUCUUCUCCAGCUGGGUGACGGAGAGCAUGUCGGAGAAGCUGAUCAAGCUGAAAAAGCGACGGCAGAGCCGCAAGGCGGAAGUGACCGGUCAACAGCAGGAGGAGCAGCGGAUCAGAAACCUCGACGACUUCGCAGACAAGAAGGUAUUGCAAUGGACGUUCAUGAUCGCGAGCGUACUGGCGUCAGCGCUACCCAUCCUGGCCAUCGUCAUCCUGUAUUACGUCCAGUCACUAAAGGUCCGGCUUGGCCUCAUUGCUGUCUUCAACGUCCUCGUGUCCUUCGCGCUGGCGUGCUUCACGUCGGCGAAGCGCGCCGAGGUCUUUGCCGUGUCGGCGGCCUUCUCGGCGGUGCAAGUCGUGUUUGUGCAGGUGGGCACAAAUGAUGCAUGA